Molecule: messenger RNA, 1662 nt
Organism: Arachis ipaensis
Lineage: Eukaryota; Viridiplantae; Streptophyta; Magnoliopsida; Fabales; Fabaceae
Source: RefSeq, a predicted model, not a curated record
AUGGAUAGUGAGGAGAGCUUGUUGGUUCUAGUCUACUGCUCUGGUAAAAAAAAAAGUAAUAGGCAUGGUGUUAAGUUUACUGAUAAAGAACCGCUGAGCGUUUUUAUCCGUUCGACUGAUACUUUGUCGGAUCUGAAGAGGAACAUAUUGCAGAAGACAGGGUUGUGUGGGGCCAAGUUCGUGAAGAAGGUGUUCUACAAGAUUCCGAUGGCUGUUGUGUCAAGUGGUGUGCAGUAUGAAACAUUUGUGAUAGGGUCGGAUGAAGACAUGGAGGUCUUGUUUCAUUGUCGGCGGAGUUUUCCAGAGUUCCGGGGCUUCAGCGCCAAAUUCUCAGUCGAUGACGGUAGGGGUGCUUCUACUUCGAUGCCUGUCGUUGCACCUGGUAGUCUCUUAGCUGCACCUCCACUUUUUCUAGCACCGGCAGCUAGGUCACCUGGUUUGAUUACUGGUCUUGUUGGUAGUGGUGAACCGGAUGAGGCACACACCUUCAGAGGCCAAGGAUUACACGAGGGCAAUACUUCUGGGGAAUUUCAGAUUGGUCAAUCUUUCCAGACUAAGGAGGAAGUUGUGAUGAGUGUUAAGGAUUAUAGCAUUCGUCGUGGAGUUCAGUAUCGGGUUAUGGAAUCAGAUCAUUUGAAGUAUGUUGAGAGAUGCAAAGAGUUUGGAAACGGCUGCACGAGGAUGAUCUGCAUGGCACUUCGACAGCGCAAGGGUAACUGGGAGGUUAGAAGGUACAACGGAGCUCACACUUGCCUGGCCACUUCGAUUUUGAGCGACCACCGACAGCUCGAUUACCACGUAAUUUGUGCGAGGAUCUAUCCGUUGGUUAGGACGGAUGCAGCGGUUACGAUAAAGGUGUUGCAAGAAGCUACUGAGUCCACCUACGGAUUCAGACCUAGUUAUAGGAAGGUGUGGAAGGCAAAGGAGAAGGCAGUCGCACAGAUCUACGGAGAUUGGGAAGAGUCAUAUGCCGAGUUGUCCCGGUGGAUCCUUGGGAUGCAAGCAACGAAGGACGGAACCGUUGCUUUGUUGAAGACUUCUCCAGUGCGUCCACUAAUCAGCAUUGACGGUACGCAUCUGCAUGGGAAGUAUGGCUGGACUUUGCUUCUGGCUAUUGUGCAAGAUGAAAACUCGAAUAUAUUGUCGGUUGCGUUUGCACUUGUUGAGGGGGAGAAUGCUGAGUCAUGGACUUUUUUCUUAUCCCACUUGCGUCAACAUGUGACCCCACAAGAAGGCAUUCUGGUGAUCUCUAACAGACACAACGGCAUUAAGGCUGCACUGGAGGUACCAGACAGUGGUUGGCUACCGCCUCAUGCAUAUCGAGCGUAUUGCAUUCGACACGUUGUAGCUAAUUUUGCUCUCAGUUUCAAGGGCCAGGAUGCAAGGCGGCUGCUCGUGAAUGCGGCGUAUGCCAAGACUGAGGCAGAGUUUGACUACUGGUUUGAUAUUAUGAGGACUGAGAAUCCGGCCAUGUGUGAUUGGGCCAACCGACUAGAAUACGAUAAGUGGACCCAACACCAGGAUGGAGGCAGACGAUUCGGCCACAUGACGACGAACAUAUCCGAGUGUGUUAACUCUGUAUUGAAGGGGACACGGAAUCUUCCGAUUACUGCACUUGUGAAAUGCACAUAUGGGAGGUUAGCAGAGCUUUUUGUCGUCUGA